GGUCGCGCAGGUGGUGGGCAAGGAGGAGCCCCUGGCUCUUCGCUUGCGCGUCGAGGGCGGCAUCACGAUCACAUUCCCGCACGUGCGUGACCCCUCCGAGCUGCGCUCGGAGUUCAACGGGAAGGUGGUGCGCUACCUCCACGCCGACGGCGACAGCGUGGCAGAGGGAGAGGCCUUCGUGGAGCUGGAGGCCAUGAAGAUGAUCAUGUCCCUGAAGUCCAGCGCGACGGGCAAAAUAUACCAGGCCUUGUCCCCGGGCGCCAUCGUCUCCGCGGGCCAGCUGCUCGCGACCCUGGAGCUCGCAGACCCCAGCAAGGUCCAGACGGUGAAGACCUUCUCCGCCGAGUACCUGCUCUCCGGCGAAGAGAGCGGGAAGCCGUCGGAGAGCGCUGGAAAAGGGGGGUCUCGGGCGGUGCUCAGCACCGCAGGCCCGGAAGAGCUCUUCAACGUCAUCGAGGCGUGCUUGCGCGGCUACUCGCUGCCUGCCGAGUACGCUCAGAUGGGCGGGGCGGUCAUAGUUCAGGAGAUGCUCGACAAGGCGCCCGUGAACAAGGCCCAGGAGCUGGGCAGCAGGCUCCUGAACGUCUUCUGCGACAACGAGCGCUUCUUCGCGACACUCGUCGGGGGCGACGAGACGCAGAUAACCGCCAGGUUCCAGGGGGGCGUGGAGCAGCUCCUGGCGCUGCUGCUGGCCCACGACAAGCUCGCCACCACCACGGAGAUCGUCUCCGCCGUGCUCCACUCCGUCUGGGGCUCUGGGCUCCUGGAGGGGGCCCUCGGACAAGGAGCGCCGGCGCUGACGGGGCCCGCCCUGGCCACCCUGGAGGAGCUGGCGGGCCUGCCCAGGAAGGGCGGCUACCUCGAGGUGCAGGUGCUGGCGCACCAGGCGCUCGAGCUGUCCAAGACCCCGCCGACGAACUCGAGCAUGGCCGAGCUUCGGCAGCUGCUCACGAGCACCGCGCGCAGGGACCUCAUCGAGCUGGCGAACUCGUCGCAGACGCGCGGGUCCAGCUAUCUCGGGCUGGACCUCAUGGCCAGCAUGUUUUCCGACACGGACCCUGCGAUCCGACAGAAGGCCGCCGAGGUCUAUUUGCGCAGGCUCCAGCGCGGCUUCGAGGUGUUGGAGAUUGAGCAAGUGGAGGCUAAGGAUGUGAUCGAGCAGACGCCGGCGGCCCAGCUGCACCUCGUGAUUUCCUACAGGCAUCCUGGAGUGAAGAGCAAGGUGCACAAGGAUUACGCCAUCAUCCUGAAGGACACCGACUCUUACGACGACCUGGCGCGGUCCUGGAUCAUGCCGGCGCUGCCAGAGUUCACAAAGGUCCACAUCCUGGUCGCGAAGGACGCGACGAACAGCGACCGCGGCGCCGCAUCCCUGCAGGUCUUCAAGCCGAAGUCCCGCGCCAAGCUGCUUGCCGAGGAUUCCGACUUGGAAGGCGACAGCGAUUUCUUGCGGCGUACCUCCGAAUUCGCAUCGAAGAUCGGCCCGAAAGUCGCCGCCAAGAAGUGUUCCCGGCUGAACAUCGUUAUUGCCAAGAACAAGGGCAGGCCGUCCUAUCUGCACUACCACCUCGAGGAUGGAGGCUGCUGGAAAGAGAGCUCGGUCUAUCGCGGCAUGCGCUCUAAUUUCCCGUUCCUCACUGACCUGAGGCACCUGCAGAACGAAUACGACCUGCAGCCCCUGAAGGUCGGGCGCGUCCACGCCAUCUUCCACGGCACGAAGGUGGACAGCACUGCCGCCCUCGUGCACAUUACUGGUGUCUCGCACCAGGCCAUGGACCUGAACACGUUUGGAGGUUCGGUGAAGCAGGACCUGUCGUUCGCUUUCGAGAACAUCGAGAAGGCGGUGAACACUCCGGAGCUGGACGGAAAGCACCCCUCCUCGCGCGUCUUUGUCCACUACGUGGCGCCGAUCACGGGCUGCACCGAGCGGGACGUGAAUUUCAUCCGGGCUCUGUUCAGCGACGCGGUCUUGGCGAGCGUCGCGGCCCACAGCGUGCGCAUCAACAACUGCCGCGUCGAGGAGAUGUCCAUCAAGGUGUGGGUGCCGGCGCCCACCGCCUCGGCUCCCCCGCUUGCCAUCAGGAUGAUCGCCUCCAGCGUCCGCGGCUGGGAGGUGAAAGCCUUCCUGGAGGCGAUUGACGAGGAGACGGGCAAGCCCAGCCUUUGGACAAACUCAGAGACGGGCGAGGCGACGGAGCCUGGCAAGGUCAUCAGCAAGCCCAUCGAGGACAAGCUGCAGGUGAAGCGCGCCGUGGCGCGCCGGACGGACUCCACCUACAUAUACGACUUCCCCUUGCUCUUCCACACCGGCCUGGUGAAGAGCUGGCUGCAGGCCAAGCAGGAGACGCCGGUGAACAGCUUCAGCGCGGUCGAGCUUGUGCUCGAGGAUGGGAAGUUGGUGGAGAAGCAGGGCCGCCCAGCAGGCAUGAACUCUGUCGGCAUGGUUGCUUUUUUGUGCACGCUGAAGACACCCGAGUACCCGCAGGGAAGAGAGAUGAUGCUCAUCGGAAACGAUCUGACCAUGCAGUUGCUGGCUCGUUCGGCACAGUCGAGGACGAGGUCUUCUACCAAGCGUCCAAGAUUGCACGGGCCAAGGGCAUCCCGAGGAUCUACAUCGCAAGCAAUUCCGGGGCACGCUUGGGCGUUGUUGAGGAGCUCAAGGCGAUGGUGCAGGUGGCGUGGGUGGACCCCAACGAUCUCAACAAGGGCUUUGAGUACCUGUACCUCAGCGACGCGGACAUGA
This is a messenger RNA of Prorocentrum cordatum, 2743 nucleotides long. The record is from the annotation of a GenBank genome assembly. NCBI's taxonomy places the organism in Eukaryota, Dinophyceae, Prorocentrales, Prorocentraceae.